Odobenus rosmarus divergens (Pacific walrus) is the source of this 2130-nucleotide messenger RNA. It is a transcript of the gene PRR3, whose product is annotated as proline rich 3. NCBI's taxonomy places the organism in Eukaryota, Metazoa, Chordata, Mammalia, Carnivora, Odobenidae. The coding region runs from base 352 to 918 and encodes 188 amino acids. The transcript is spliced from 4 exons. The record is from RefSeq and is a predicted model, not a curated record. Gene Ontology annotation, molecular function: RNA binding; metal ion binding.
GGGGCGACAACUCUCUCAGGUCUUCUGGCCCAAGAGCCUAUCGACUCUAUGGCACACAAUGAGGAGCCGGUUGUGGGGGUUUUUUUCAGCGAGGGGAGAAGAGCGGAAUUUUUCAAGGCAUUUAUGGGAACGCAACAAAAAGAAGGCUUGAGACUGCCUCUAUGCCUGGCAGAGACCGAGGGAGGCGUUUUAUGAGAGAAUGAGCCGCACAAAAGCUCCUCGGAGCCUUCCGGAAGUGAAAUGGCGGGAGCCUCAGCCUCUCCAUCCACCUCCCGGAAGCGGAAAUAGAAUCCCAGCGUGCCCCUUCCUCACUGCCCUCCAAAUCCCGCUGCAGCCAUUGCCGCAACCACGAUGCCGAAACGAAAGAAGCAGAAUCAGCAGCAGCCGCCGCCACCGCAGCAGCCCCCGCUGCCAGAGCGGGAAGAGAUUGGAGACGAGGAGGAUGGGAGUCCCAUCGGACCACCCAGCCUUCUGGGCCCUCCCCCCAUGGCCAAUGGAAAGCCUGGUGACCCCAAGUCAGCUCUUCACAGAGGUCCUCCAGGAUCAAGGGGACCCAUGAUUCCACCACUGCUGAGUCUCCCACCUCCUCCCCGGGGCAGAGGCCCAAUUCGGGGAGGCCUAGGCCCCAGGUGUGGCCCAUAUGGUCGUGGUUGGUGGGGGGCCAAUACUGAACCUCCUUUUCCUGGACCAGGCCAUGGGGGUCCUUCCAGGGGAGGCUUUCACAAAGAGCAGAGAAAUCCUCGAAGGCUCAAAAGUUGGUCUCUUAUCAAAAAUACCUGCCCACCCAAGGAUGGCCCCCAAGCUGUGGAAGACAAAUCCAACCGCCCUGUCUGCCGACACUUUGCCAAAAAGGGCCACUGUCGAUAUGAGGACCUCUGUGCCUUCUACCACCCAGGCGUCAAUGGACCGCCUCUGUGAGACUGUGCCUUCCCAUCGAGGCUGGAAGGAGCCCUCUGACCUAGCGGCCAUAUGUUUCCCUGUGGCCCUGUGAUGGCUACUGUGAGGCUGUUCCACCCACCACCCUCAGUCAGUGACACCCACCCCCAUCCGCCACCUCCCCAAUUUGGGGUCCAGAGCUGUGUUUCAUCAUUGAUACCCAGUGUGUGGGCUUUCUUCUGAUCCAGCCUCCAGAGACUCGCCUUCAGGACCCCAUCUUUGCUCCCUUCAACUGCCUCCUGGAUCCUCUUCCCCCUCGCCAACUGACUGCUGAACAGGAAACCUCUUUGGUGCUGUUUCUUGUGCAUCUGUCCACCCAGCCCCCGGUACUGCCCUCGAUUCCUGAGAGCCCUGGAGCAGUUUCCUACCAUUCCCUUCUUCUAGCUGCUUGUUUUAAGUCCUUUUUAUGUGACAGCCCCUACCCCCAAAGUUGCCAGUUGCUCUGUGAAACUCACCAGGUUGACCUGGGGUCAAGUAUGGAUGACUGGUGCAGAGUUACUCCCUGAAAGGCCACUCUCCCUGCUUUUGGAUUUUGUAGUUUCUACGUCAGUAGCAUGAUCCCCACCGCUCUGGUCUGUGAUCACUGUGCUUUGUGAAACUGUGCAUCCCCUCGUACGUAGCCUUUCUCAGUGUCCGUGGCAUCUUUGUGACUUCCCAACACUAGAAUAAGUUUUUCUGCCAAAAUGAGUGAGGCUCUUGGUGCCCUCUAGACUUUCCACACCUCCCAACAUGGGAGAAUUGUGAAACUUUCCACAAGACUGCCUCCCUGGUCUCCCAUUCUCCUGGUGUCGGUUUUUCUGGGUUUGACACAAGCCCAUGAGAUGUCUCUGAAGCUUCUGACGGGCUACCCUAUUUGCUCUCCAGCCCACUUUAGUUAGAGUACGUCAUUGUGAGGCCACCAGCCCUUUCGUCUGAAUUCUGUGAAUCUCCACCCGGCCUACCUUUGGGUGGAACCUGGACAGUACUGUCGCCCUCAUCUAAGCUUCUUCCCUACAUCCCUGGCACUGGUUGUUUUCUGUGAAAACGGCAGUGAACAGGUUCGGUUUUGAACUGGCCCUGAGGAAAUGGGUCAGGAGUUGUGUGGGCAAGAUGGAAGGAUGAGAGCCGUUGGAGAACUGAGAAUGAAUUUUUUUUUUCUUUUUAACAUUUUUUUAUAUUAGUAAUAAAUGCAGUGGAAACAAGCAUUUUCCUCAA